Messenger RNA from Corylus avellana, 1476 nucleotides. RefSeq lists its product as uncharacterized. NCBI's taxonomy places the organism in Eukaryota, Viridiplantae, Streptophyta, Magnoliopsida, Fagales, Betulaceae. The record is from RefSeq and is a predicted model, not a curated record.
AAGCCAUUUAACAGUCAAGGUUAUUUUGGUAAUUUGGUCUCCAUUUGGUUUCCGAAGGCAACCAAAACCCUGCACUAGAAACCAAGAAAUUGAACGAUUUCAAUUUCACAAAUGGAAGCAUAUUGAAAUCUGAGAAAGAAAUUGAACGAUUUCAUUCUGUUCGAUCUCUCGGAAUUCAAAGCUGUACUUUGUUUUUUCGCCAUGGCUGCACCGUUUUUCUCAACGCCUUUCCAACCUUACGUCUACCAGAGUCCGCAAGAUGCUGUGAUACCUUUUCAGAUUUUGGGUGGUGAAGCUCAGGUGGUUCAGAUAAUGUUGAAGUCACAAGAAAGGAUCAUUGCAAAACCUGGUUCCAUGUGCUUCAUGUCUGGGUCCAUUGAAAUGGAAAAUGUUUAUGCCCCUGAAAAUGAAGUAGGUAUGUGGCAAUGGCUUUUCGGGAAGAGUGUGAGUAGUAUAGUUUUUCGUAAUCCUGGUCCAAGUGAUGGGUUUGUUGGAAUUGCCGCACCUUCUCUUGCGAGAAUUCUCCCGAUUGAUUUGGCAAUGUUCAGUGGAGAAAUUUUAUGUCAGCCAGAUGCAUUCCUUUGCUCCAUCAAUGAUGUGAAGGUCAGUAAUACAGUUGAUCAGAGGGCACGUAACAUCAUCACUGGUGCAGAGGGAUUUCUGAGGCAGAAGCUAUCCGGCCAAGGACUUGCAUUCAUAGUUGCGGGUGGAUCUGUUGUACAGAAAAUUCUUGAAGUGGGUGAGGUAUUAGCUGUUGAUGUAUCUUGCAUUGUUGCCCUGACAACCACUGUCAAUGUUCAAAUCAAGUACAAUGGUCCUAUGAGAAGAGCUGUUUUUGGGGGUGAGAAUCUAGUAACAGCUGUUCUAACCGGACCAGGCAUCGUCUUCAUCCAGAGUUUACCCUUUCACCGACUCUCUCAGCGCAUUGCCAGGGCUGUUACAUCCCCCAACAUGAGGGAAAAUCCGAAGUUCUUCAUUCAGAUAGCCAUUUUCUUUUUUCUGGCAUAUGUGGUGAUUGUAUCUUCAUUAAUCUUGACCGACGUUUGAACUAUACUUCUUUUUCUUUUUUUUUUUGGCCCUCCAAUUUCUUCUAAAACAACCCAUAUUAUAUUCUCGGUUCUUGAAGUUAUUGGCCCAAAAGGUUUUCUGGACUAAAGAUUUUGGUCAGAUAGGUUGUCCUAGAGUAGGCAACUUGGGGAAAUUGUUGAAAGCAUGCGUAAUAUCCGAGUUGGACUAGAUUUACUCAAUCUGCUUAUGGGAAAGCCAACAUAUUACACAUUGUCCUAUAUUUGUGGCCUGGUUUUAGAAAUUCAUAGAAAACUUGUUCAUAUGCACCCUUGGACGGCAUAGAUCUCUUUGGGGGGGGUUUUUUUAAUAUUUUAUUUUAGAUCAAUUAUGUAAGAAUUGACAUGUGGCAAAUUGGCACAUAAGACGUCUAAUAUGUUUAACUUGGUACUCAAUACUAUUACUUGUUUA